UCUCUCUCUCUCUCUCUCUCUCUCUCUCUCUCUCUCUCUCUCUAUGCCUGAGUCCCCUUCUUCCCUUACCUUACGUUCCCUCUAUUCCCCUCUCUCUCUCCUCCUAGGUUUUUCGUUCUUUUCCUCUUCUUUUCAAUCUGGUUUUAGCUUAAGGAGAUCCGGAAUUUCUCGUUUCCUUGUGGUUUAGUUGACUAGCUACUGGGAAACAUAAUAAGUUACAUAGUCACUUCAACUCUGGGAUUUUACCUUAUUACCCUACACAGAGCUGUGAAUUAUAAAUUCUUACAUGUAACAGGAAAUUUUGAAGUCCAUGCUGUCAGAGAGCAUGCGUGGAAUCUAUUUUUUGGGUAAUGCCCCUGACGAGCGUUGUUGCUGAUGCACUCGGCGUAGUCACAAUCUCUCUUGUCACACUUUUGGGUCUCAUUGGUUUGCUUUGCAUCUUAUACUCCUUUUAUUUUCGCGACCACAUUCGUACCCAAACCCAUACCCAACUCGGAUACUUCAGUGGCCCGUGGAUUAUCCGUAUUAUUUUCAUCUUCUUCUCAAUCUUUUGGGGCUUCAGUGAAAUCCUACGUCUCGAAUUCUUGAGACGUGAAGGCCGGGUCCUACACACUCUCAACUCAAAAUGGCAGGAAAGGGUUUGCAAAUACUACAUCGUAUCAAACCUAGGAUUCUCCGAACCGUGUCUUUUUUUAACUCUUCUUUUUCUUCUUCGCGCCUCGUUACAGAACACGAGUUCCGGCCCGUUGAGCCGGAAGUGGAACAUCAAAACGACGGUUUACGUUCUCCUAGGUUUCUUACCGUUGUUUGCGCUUCAAAUGACGGUUGUUUUUAUCGGACCUCGAUACGAAACGGAUUUGCAUUUGAACGAGAAAGGUUAUUUUUUUAAAACGACGGCUGGGCCUGAGUACGAGAAUGACGUGGCGCGCUGCUAUUACCCGUUACUGAGUACCAUCUUUCUUGGUCUUUUUGCCACCGUGUUGACUGUUUAUUUGUUCUGGCUCGGGAGGCGGAUACUAAUUUUGGUCAUCAAUAAAGGGUUGCAGAGAAGAGUGUACACAUUGAUAUUUUUGGUUUCUAGUUUUUUUCCAUUACGGGUUUUGUUACUCGGUUUAUCUGUUUUGUUCAAGCCAGGGGACGCGGUGUUUGAGGUUCUUGCAUUUUUGGCUUUUCUUUCUCUUUUAUGUUGUUCUGGGGUUGGGAUUUGUGUUCUUGUUUACUUCCCGAUUGCAGACUCUUUGGCUUUGAAGAAUCUGCAAGAUAUCAGGGAACAUGACACUCGCUCAUUAAUUGCUAACCGUGGCCCGCCUGAUGAUUUUACUACGGGGUCCACAAAAAGGGGGUCCAUCUCGUUUAGGGCUAUUGAAAGGGAGGAAAAUAUUGGAGGGUUUGUGGAGUUGAGUCUGUUUUCGCCUAGUCAGCAUUUGACCCCGAUGGGUUCACCUCAGGUUCAUGGCUGGCCGAUGCUUCCUUUGGGGUCGAGCUUGUGAACUGUGAUGGUGGAUCGAUGUCUGUGAACUCAUUUUUGUGGUAAUUGAAAUGAAUGUAAAGGUUCUAGGUUUAAUAAGGAUUUUGAUGUUUUUUUUGGUUCUGUAUUUUGUUUUGUUUUGUUUUGGUGCCACCCGCCUUGUUUUUUUGGUGGAACUGAUCUGUAUCUCGUUGUAUUAUACUUUUGGAAACCUGUACAAUUUCGUUAAUGUUUGUGAUUCGAGUUAAUGCAAAUUUAUUCCUUGUUGAUCCGAUAA
Molecule: messenger RNA, 1745 nt
Organism: Lactuca sativa (garden lettuce)
Lineage: Eukaryota; Viridiplantae; Streptophyta; Magnoliopsida; Asterales; Asteraceae
Source: RefSeq, a predicted model, not a curated record